GACUGAAAGGAGACGCUUAGAACUAAAAUCUGGCAUACUGGAAAUGCCGAUACAGCGUCCCCAAGUUAUCCUGCAGCCAGCCAUGUACACGAAUGCCGUAUCGACCUGAUCACUACGAAACACAGCCGCACGCAAUAUUUACGCAGAUCUCCACAGGGGCCUUGCAUACUCACGCACAUCGUCAUUGGCUUUCGGCGAUCAACACAAGCAGAUAUUCGGGCUGGGCGCUUUCGGACCACUCCUUGCCCGUGGAAUCUGGGCUACGCCUCAGCUUACCACCCACACCUUGCCAGCUCGCCCUGGCACCCAGUCGGCCGCUCCCCUAGCUAGGUGCUUGAUUCCAUUAUAGAGCCAGCAGCUCCUGCACCAAGCGGAGCGACUCUUGUCGAGAUGGACCCUCCUCCUGAGUAUCGAUUUUCAUUACCUCCAUAUUGCAUGGCCAACCGCACAUAUCGAACAACGAGAACUGGGGACGUCAUGGAUGAACGUCUGCCUGGAAACAGCAACGUGAAGCGGUGGGACGGCGCUGCACGGGCAUGCGCCGAUUGGGAUAGCCUCCGUCGUGAUCCCGAACUGUGGUUUCGAGGUGGGAAUUGCUUCGUUCACCUCUAUGGAAAGGGCCAGUCUCGACGCGGCCCAGCAUUCAAGGUGCCGUUUGGUGGCUUGCUGUCGGCCAAAUGCCACCCGUUGAUCCAAAGAUUCAUCGCGCGCGACAUGCCUGAGUCGCCCGGAUCUCUCUUUGACCCGUACGAUGACCUUGAUCAAUGGCAUUAUCUGAACCCUACCCGCAAAGUUGAUCUCUACAUUCCAGCACCGCCUGCAGCCAAUAAGCAGGACGCAUUCCUCUACCAUUUGGCAACCCGCAACCUAUUCGCUUGGGUUUUCAAUCGUUCGGUUGUCGGGGAUCACUUGGGUACCGCCCUGAUCAACCUGCUGAGCAGCAUGUCUGAAUUCAGGAACGAUGAUGAGGAUCACGUCGGUGACCUAUUGGAUUAUCUGGACGAAGAAGGAUAUCUCGACAUACGCAACCAGCCCAUCCACGCACUCGCCCUGCUGAGAAUGGCUGAGACAUUUCAGAUCAGAGACAUUUUCACUGAUGCGUUCUGCCACUGCGUUGGAAUGAGUGACCGUUUGCCCUCAACCCCAGAGUGGCAGCUUGUCAGUUCACCAACAAGACGAUCUAUCCGACGCGCAAAAGCCGACAUGGACGCCAGACUCAACAAAGCCAGCUCGAUGCUGCGUACCUUUCUCGAAGACGAGCUUUCUGAAACUCAUCUAGGCCUCCCUGCUGGAGGUCGAGCUCACAUGGAGCGAUUCCGCUCUUUCCUUCUCUCUUUUUACAGCACCAAGCUCGGAUACUAUCCGCCAACGCCGGCCGAUGGCCGGAGCUCAGCAUUUGAGCCCGAGAUCUAUCGCAUCAUGUGCGACGAUUUUGAGGCGCUAUACGAACUGCUUGUAAACGACAACUUUACUUCAGCCGGAAGCAUCCCACUCCUUGCUCAAGGCGGCAUCUGCGCGGUUCAGAGUGUCCACGCCUUCGAUGCUCGCUACGAUUUCAAGUCUCUCGACCACCCCCUGCCGCUGCUUCCUGAAGUUCCGACAACGCCCACCAGCCGGAGGAUCCCGUGGCUGUCACGCAGUGAUAAGCUCAAGCCCGACAAUCGACUCGUCCUACAUGCCGCCCAGGUCAAGGCUUCGAACCACGGCAAAGUCGACAUAUUGCGGAACGAUCUCGUGCGCGCCUAUCGCAAGUUCGAGGAGCAAUCCGUGGCGCCUCUCACCAAGGUGGACCGCAAUGAAAAGAUCAGCCUGGUAGACGUGCGAAAGGUGCGAUGGAUUCUGGUAUACGCCAUUUACCAGGUGCUCCGCAACUGCACCGACGUUCCCGAUGAGGUCAACGACAUUGAUGCGGACUACAACCUGGCCGUGUCGCCGGAUUACCUCCCUUCUUGGAACGAGGAAAAUGGAGUCCUCGGCUACCAAUCCAACAGCACCAGUGCUAUCUCAUCUUCCGCAGUUUCCAUGUGCAGUCCGAGUGCAAUGGCGACGCCGACCGAGUUCAAGAUUGAGCCGGACAUCGACUACUUCACCAUUCACCGCGACGAAGAGAAAAAGGAGAACAGAAGAUCAAUGAUAUCUCGUGUUAAGAGCACGCCUCCUCGUGCCCUGAGCAUUGGCAAAAGUAUUUCGCGGAAUAGCACUAUUCGGCGGUCCAUUAACACCAUCGCCGAUCUUGAUGAUUCCCCAGGGUUCCACGGCAGCUAG
Molecule: messenger RNA, 2265 nt
Organism: Verticillium alfalfae VaMs.102
Lineage: Eukaryota; Fungi; Ascomycota; Sordariomycetes; Glomerellales; Plectosphaerellaceae
Exons: 4
Coding region: 391-2265 (624 amino acids)
Source: RefSeq, a predicted model, not a curated record